Saccharomyces paradoxus is the source of this 147-nucleotide messenger RNA. Lineage: Eukaryota; Fungi; Ascomycota; Saccharomycetes; Saccharomycetales; Saccharomycetaceae. The record is from the annotation of a RefSeq genome assembly.
AUGCCACAAUUAGUUCCAUUUUAUUUUAUGAAUCAAUUAACAUAUGGUUUCUUAUUAAUGAUUCUAUUAUUAAUUUUAUUCUCACAAUUCUUUUUACCUAUAAUUUUAAGAUUAUAUGUAUCUAGAUUAUUUAUUUCUAAAUUAUAA